CUAUACCAAAUUUCAACUUGCCAAGUUUGGAACAGCGUCAUGGCGAAAUCGCGCUGGUUCCUUGGGUUGGCUGUCGUGAUCGGGAUCCUUGGGGUGUUCUGGCCUCAGAUCGAAGAGAUCCUCUUCAAGAGCUGUCCUAUUACUUUCAUGGGCUUGCGCGAGCCAAAGCCACGGUCGGCUUCAUCAAAGCUUGAUCCGACCCACGACGUCUCGCUAGCGCAACUCCCAUUGUUCACGGUCGAGGAGCUUCAGCAAUACGACGGCUCCGACGAAUCGCGCCCGAUCUACAUGGCUGUUGGUGGCAUUGUUCUGGACGUGACGAGCGGGGGCAAGUUUUACAAGAAGGGGGCCGAGUACAACCAAUUCGCAGGCCAGGCGUGUACUCGAGCGUUGGCGUUAGCCUCACUCGAUGUCAAGGACAUCAACGACAUCACAUCCGACUUCACACCUGCUCAACAAAAGGAUCUGGAUGAAACCUUGACUUUCUACCACGGGAAAUAUCCAAAGGUUGGUGUGUUGGCGGUCAAGCGCUUUCCAGAGAACACUUAAGUAAUCUCAAUACAAUCGACAUGCAUACGUCCAUUGUGCAGCAUGCAAAACGACCUUUAUAGCUGGGUCUUAAUC
Messenger RNA from Aphanomyces astaci, 624 nucleotides. RefSeq lists its product as hypothetical. The coding region runs from base 40 to 549 and encodes 169 amino acids. Gene Ontology annotation, cellular component: membrane; endomembrane system. Lineage: Eukaryota; Oomycota; Saprolegniomycetes; Saprolegniales; Verrucalvaceae. The transcript has 3 exons. The record is from RefSeq and is a predicted model, not a curated record.